This is a messenger RNA of Folsomia candida, 4980 nucleotides long. RefSeq names its product RNA binding protein fox-1 homolog 1-like (gene Rbfox1). Gene Ontology annotation, molecular function: mRNA binding. The record is from RefSeq and is a predicted model, not a curated record. Gene Ontology annotation, biological process: nervous system development; regulation of alternative mRNA splicing, via spliceosome. Lineage: Eukaryota; Metazoa; Arthropoda; Collembola; Entomobryomorpha; Isotomidae. The transcript is spliced from 13 exons. The coding region runs from base 1020 to 2201 and encodes 393 amino acids. Gene Ontology annotation, cellular component: cytoplasm; nucleus.
UCUUGCCUUAGUUGGUCUUUGGAAGUGAGCAAGGAACUGUGUGAAUCGUACUCUGCUGCUGCUACUUCUGCUGGACAAGGAAGGAAGAAGAAAGAGAAUUACAAAUUCAGAACGAUACAUACGAUUCCCAGUAGCUCAAUAAUACUCGUUGUUGUUGAUUUGAAACGAAUUCCAGGUUCUUGUAUAAGAUUGUGAAUAGAGAUUUUCUCAUUAUAAAAUAAAAUCUCUUAGGAUUGAGAAUUACCUUUGGAUUGUCGAAUAGAUGAAAAUCAUAAAUUAUUAUUAGCUAUAGUGCAUUAUUGUGAUUGCAAAGUAAGAAUCACGCUUCUUCUUUGGAAGAGGUGGAGGGCAGCGAGAGGGAGAAAGUCAAAUUUAAUUUUCUUUUCACCCUCCCAAGGCGUGAAUGAAAGUCGACAGCAGACAGGCUUUUAGUAAUUUUCACAUUUGCUUUCUCGAAAGCGGAAUUCCGAUGGGAGUCAGUUAGAAGAAAGUCACAGAACUUGGAGAAUGUAGCAGGUAGUGGUAAUUAUUAUAAAGUAAAAAAAGUCAAAGGUUCCCUACCUACAAUCCAAUCCAGAACCAAACACUACCAAAAGCUUCAGCCAAUACCCGAAGGACUACUCUUAGACCGAAUUUCUUUUUCGUGCUUGUGGGUCCUGACUUGAAAUCUUCUUGGAUUGUGGUAUUAAGUAAAACGUUAUAAAACGGAUCGUUAGUUCUCUUUCAUCAAGACUUUGUUUUUUCCAACUCUUUUUACCGUUGACCGGUUUGGUGGUUGUUCAAAUGUGGUGAAGAAAUUGGUGGAUGGAUAAAUUGUGUAGUAACUUGCUCUCUGAACUCUGGAUGAAUUGUUGCAGCCUACCUACAAAAACUUCUGCUGAGAGCGUGUUAAUAAUUUAGACUGCAGUUGUGUAGUUUACUUUUGGAGGUUGGCUACUUGUCCUCCUUUGGUUGAGAGAGGGUGUGUCGUAUUUCUGUGAAGAAAAAGGAAACUCUUACUUCGCCAUAAGUGCAUUUAAAUGUGUGCAGACGUUGCAAAUUCAAUCGCCAAACUGUGGGGUCCUGCUUUUUUGUUCCCCGCGUCGCAAGGAGUCCAGGGUCUGUACUACCCGGCUCACACAGUUCAGACGACCGGGGGGAACAUGCCAUUUCCCGGAGGAUGUACAAGCGGACUGCAGAACGGGGACACAGUUGGUAUUCCACCACUGCAGAUGAAAGACAAAGAUUCUGGACAAACCUUUUCAUCUCCGGUGGUUGGCGUGAGCGUUGGUAGUCAAGCGGUGGAACAACAAACUCAAACUGAACCAGAGUCGGAUCCGAGUGGAACUUGUUCCAUGGUAAUGGUCUCAUCGGGAACGUCAUGCAUUGGAGUAAGUCAAGGAACUUCGACCACUUGCACUCAGAUUUCAAACGACUCAUCCGGUUCCGGAGGAAAACAUCAACCGAAAAGGCUCCACGUCUCAAAUAUUCCCUUUAGAUUCCGUGAUCCAGAUCUUAGGGCCAUGUUUGGGCCAUUUGGACCAAUUCUCGACGUGGAGAUCAUAUUUAACGAAAGAGGGUCUAAGGGAUUUGGUUUCGUAACGUUCGCUGCUGCUGCUGAUGCGGACCGAGCACGCGAAAAAUUACAUGGCACCGUGGUAGAAGGGAGAAAAAUUGAGGUCAACAAUGCCACGGCACGAGUACAGACGAAGAAGCCAUUAGCAGCUGGAAUUGCGAACGUUGUGGGAGCGAUGCGUGGAGCCGCCAUGUUACAACGGGGUCUGAGUCACCGACUUGCAGGGGUCGGCCCUGCCGGUCACCAAUCUCAAUUGGUUGGCGCUAAUAGUUCUGCAGCCGCGAUCGCGGCGGCAGCUUUGGCCCGUCAGUCUUCACUCAAUCUCAAUGCUGCUGCAGCGGGGUUGCAUGGACUUGCUCCCGGAGUCUACUAUGAUCCUUUCUUAGCCAGUGCAGCUGCCGAUCCACGAGUUCAGGCGACUUAUGCCGCUGCAGCGUCGUAUUCUGCGGCCGCUGCGGCAAGGGCAGCAUAUGGCGCUGCUGCGCCUCAACCUGGUAGCGUUGCUGGGUUCCUUCCGGCGGGGUUAUUGCUCGACAGAUAUGGGAGGGAUUUUCCGGAAACCUAUCUGAGUCACAACAUUGGUCCAGUGACUGGUUACGGGACGGCGGUGUACCGGAGUGGUUACAAUAGAUUUGCACCAUACUAAAGACGGACUUUCUUUCGAAUAUUCUCAUCACUUCACGACUUCAGCUUCCAAAUAUUUCUGGAUAUUAAUUGACAUAGUCAGUUUUUUGUGUUUAAUAAUUUCUGUUCGAACUAUGUUUCGAAUUAUUAGAGUUGUAAUUUUUUCACUUAUUUGUUCUGUUAGAAUAUGUCUGACUAUUUAUUUGACAUGUUAAUUUCAAUAAUUUUUGACGAAGACGCAUUUGUUUAUUAUUAAUGCUGGUGGGUAAAAAAAGAAUACUCGAUUCGUACCUAAUAAUACUUCACACAAUGUGAAGAGGAGGAAGAAUAGUUUGUCGCCAUUACGAUGCGAAACGAAAAAGAAGACGAACAUUUAUUAGAUUUAAAACAAUUAGGAGUUAAUAUUAUAACCUGUAAAAGUAAAUCCACUCGACUGUUCUUUUAGUGUUCCUAUAUAUAUACUUAUUUCCGUGAAAAGUAAGUCAGUUUAAAAAUUGUGUUAUUUUGUUAUUCUUAUACGUCUCAGAUUUAUUCAUACGACACACACGUGGGGGCAACUAUUACCACCUCUUAUUAGUUCAUGCAUAUUAUUAUAUAGAGAUUUUGAAAAAUAUUUCACUAUUCAUAUUAAAAAGCACUGCUCAAACAAAGGUUGAAAAUAAUUCGUCAACGUUAAAAUGUUAAGAAUUGAGAUUAAGCCAAGCCAAGCCACAAUUCGCAUGUUUUUGAUACAUUAUACAGUUUACAAAUGAUUAGGGAAGAGAGAUUCGUGUUAACACAUGUAAUAUGUAAUGUUGUGCAUUUGUAUAACUCAAUAUACUUUACUUUUUUAUAAAAGUCGAUUCAAACUAUUGUAGAUCUGCCAAUAUUGAUCUGAUAUACGAGACAGAUAGAUCUGCUGACACUGUCUCAUGAAAUUAUUACAGAUACACCAACAGGCUAAAAUGCCAUAUUUAUUUAUUACAGAGGGGUAUAUGAAAUCUGUUCAUUUAAUUUAUUUUGAUUAAAAUACUUCUUCAAUUCCUUUUUCAUUCUGAUGAAAUUGUUAUACGUUUGCUUAUGAGAGCCUCUUAAUAUCCCUUGUAAAUCUUUAAGAAUUUUGUUUAGUUUUUCCAAUAUGUAUAGGCUUGCGCAAUACAUUUUCCCAACCGUGUGUGUACCAGAGCAAUUAAAUUGUAGGUAGGGAAUAGUGAUUGGUAAAAGUACGAUGAUUAUAAUAAUGAUCUGAUAAUGAUUACUAAGCGAUACUGCUGAACUUACUGCGAAUUAUUGUUCGAUUCAUUAUUUAUGUGCCAACUAAAUACUAACUAAUGUAUAUUAUCGAUCUACUUACAUACAUCGCUCCAGAUUAAAGAGCACCGAUUAUGAUAUUCAUACGCGAUAUGUAAUAAGAAUACUACUCAUUAGAGGUAAUUAUCAUGUAAGGUUUGCAUUAUACAUAUGUCGAGUCUAAAAAAGAGGAAAAGUGAAAACUUGUACAUUUUGACCUAUUAGAUGAAAAGUUCUUGUUAUUGUUACUAGUUGUGCAGGCUAAUUGUUAGUAUAAAAGCAGAAAAGGUGAUUCACGAAUGAUUAUGUGAAACAGAAAUGCAACACAAUUCUGGAAAGUGAUAGUAAAAAAAGAACCCACUUGCCAUAUUAGGAAUAAGUUUGUUUGACACACAUAAAUACAAAUUAAAACAAGUUAUAAAAAUAAUAACGGUAGCAUAAUAAUUUGCAAAAUUUUAAAAAACGUUAAAUAUUUAGUACGCUUUCAAAUAUAGAUUGGAUCAUGUAAAGAAUAAGGGAAAAAAUAUUAUUUUGGCACAAAAUCAAUCUCUCGUCUUUCCUUGUAUGUAUUUUUCUCUUCCAUAAUUCGGCACAUUCCAAGUCAUUGUCUCAUUAAUGUGUGCGUUGUGCCCUCAAAAUUACCAAUCUCUACAUAAAUAUGCAAUUUCUAUCUAUUUACUUACCAUUUAUUAAGAAAGUGCUUGCAAAUUGAAUUUUUAUUGACUGUAGUAAAAGGCUUGUCAAGUUAGUCACUAGAUUAAAAUAUCUAGCCAAUAAUAUAAAUGAUUAUGAUGAUGAUAUUUUGAUAGUAUUUUGAUCAAAGCAACGAAAAGAAGCACGUUAUUAUUAUGCAUAAUGACAUGAUGUCGACAUUUGCCAUUUUGCUUAAAUACGUUUCUUGCAUUUUCCUCUUUUUUUGAACACUAAACAAAAUGAAAUUUGUUUGCAGCUACUAAAAAAACAUUAAAAUUAUAGCCAUCGUUAAAAAAUACCUAGAAUAUUUAAGUAUAGUGAAAAAAGUGGGAACAAUUACCACGACACACUCAAUUGAAAUUAUUAUUCAAUUACUAAAGAAUGUUAGUCAUAAAAAUAAGUAAUAAAAGGAAAGAUGAUAAGGUGGAGAGAGGUCACAUCAGAAGAAAGAGAAGCUAUAAUUUAAUGGAUAUCUUGAUUACUUUUGCGUAUAUUAUUGUUACUUCUACUUCUGAUAAGGAUGAAAAAAGCAAGUGCAGCUCCUAUUACCAAACUAGUUGUGUUGAACUCUAAACAUAAAGUCUGAACUGGAAAAGAAGCAUAAUUUUUAACACACUCUCGUUUUGUUGUGUUUAGUCAAAUUAAUUAAUUAUUUUUUGUUAGCUUAUGUACUACAACAUGUUAUUAGUUGUAAAACCCUGAUUUUAUCUUCUUCAUGAUCAUAACGCGUAAUAUAUACUGUAAUAUAUUGAGUUUGUCUUAAAAUGUUACAUGAUUGUUGUGAAAGAGAAAUAAGGGCAUGUAACGGAAUAACUUGCCGAAAAAAAGUAAAAAAGAGG